Molecule: messenger RNA, 717 nt
Organism: Rhizoctonia solani
Lineage: Eukaryota; Fungi; Basidiomycota; Agaricomycetes; Cantharellales; Ceratobasidiaceae
Exons: 6
Coding region: 1-717 (238 amino acids)
Biological process (GO): GDP-mannose biosynthetic process; protein N-linked glycosylation; mannose metabolic process
Cellular component (GO): cytosol
Molecular function (GO): phosphomannomutase activity
Source: RefSeq, a predicted model, not a curated record
AUGUCGACCACCGCCGUCUACGAAUUCGCCGAUCGUCCAGUCAAGAAACUCGUCCUGUUCGAUGUUGACGGUACUCUCAGCUUGGCGCGCCAGAGCGCAACUCAGGAGAUGAUGGAUCUUUUGCGUGAAGUUCGGAAAAAGGUGGUCAUUGGAUUCGUCGGCGGGUCCGAUUUUGUGAAGAUUUCAGAGCAGUUGACGGUUGGAGGUGUUAAAGCUAUCGAUGCGUUUGACUAUGGAUUCGCGGAAAAUGGGUUGAUUGCGUACAGGACUGGAAAGCAGCUUGCGUCGCAAUCGUUCAUUGGUUGGGUCGGCGAGGAGAAAUACAAGAAACUUGUCAACUUUAUUCUACACUAUGUGGCAGAUAUCGAUAUUCCAAUCAAGAGAGGAACGUUUGUCGAGUUCCGCAAUGGAAUGAUCAAUGUGCACGGUAUCCGCAAGAAAUUCGUGGACACUCUAAAGGAGAAGUUUGCCGAUUAUGGACUCACAUUUUCAAUCGGUGGUCAAAUCUCAUUUGAUGUGUUUCCCACCGGGUGGGACAAGACUUAUGCGCUUCGUUAUGUCGAGAAUGAAGGGUUUGAAGAGAUUCAUUUCUUUGGAGACAAGACGUACGAGGGAGGAAACGAUUAUGAGAUUUAUAGCGACCCUCGAACGGUUGGUCACUCGGUCACUAGCCCCGAGGAGACAAUGAGGAUUCUUCGCGAGUUGUUCCUCUCGUAA